Molecule: messenger RNA, 14145 nt
Organism: Scomber japonicus (chub mackerel)
Lineage: Eukaryota; Metazoa; Chordata; Actinopteri; Scombriformes; Scombridae
Gene: fat3a
Product: FAT atypical cadherin 3a
Exons: 31
Coding region: 73-14067 (4664 amino acids)
Biological process (GO): homophilic cell-cell adhesion
Cellular component (GO): plasma membrane
Molecular function (GO): calcium ion binding
Source: RefSeq, a predicted model, not a curated record
UGGUACUACGGAGUAGGACGGACUUAUUCACCGGGAUAUUCUGCAGCAUGGCCGGGAUGGAGUGAUGAUGGAAUGGAUGUGAAUAUGGGCCAGUGGGCAGGCAUGCGAGCCCCUCUCCUUGGCCUCGCCCUGCUGCUGCUGUUGCUGUUUUUCAAGCCACCACUCUGCCAUGGCCAGAACACCCAGGGGGCCUCGCAGGAUGGACCUCACUUUGGCUUCACUCAGGCUGUCUACCAUGCCAUGGUUUACGAAAACUCAGCAGCACGCACCUAUGCCAACAGUAAAGUUAAAAUGGGUAUCCACCUGUCCCAAAGCUCCUGGGAGAUCCGCUACAGAAUCACCUCAGGUGAUGACGAAGGGUUUUUCAAGGCUGAGGAGUAUGUGCUGGGUGACUUCUGCUUCUUGCGCAUAAGGACUAAAGGUGGCAAUGCAGCCAUUUUAAACCGGGAAAUUCAGGAUAAUUAUGUAUUGACAGUGAAAGCCUCCGUCAAGGGAGAGGCUGCCCUCGAGACCUGGACUAAAGUCAGCAUCCAGGUCUUGGAUAUGAAUGACUUGCGGCCCUUGUUUUCACCUACCACUUACUCCGUCACUAUAGCGGAAAGCACACCUCUCAGGACUAGCAUAGCACAAGUUACCGCCACUGAUGCCGAUAUUGGCUCCAAUGGGGAGUUUUACUACUUUUUCAAAGAGAAAAUGGAGCUUUUUGCAGUACAUCCAACUAGUGGAGUGGUUUCCCUCAGCGGGAAGCUCAAUGUUGAUGAGCAGAACCGGUACGACUUAGAAAUCCUGGCAGUGGACCGAGGCAUGAAGCUUUAUGGAAAUAACGGUGUCAGCAGUACAGCCAAGCUCUUUGUCCAUGUGGAGCGUGUGAAUGAGCAUGCCCCACUCAUGAAUGUGGUCAUCCACAGCCCCUCAUGGCUUGAUAAAAAUCCUGUGUAUGCCAUAGUCACUGUGGAGGACCUGGAUGAAGGCUUAAAUGGAGAAAUAGACUCAGUGGCCAUUGUGGGUGGAGACCCCUCAGAGCAGUUUUACAUAGAAAGAUCUGAGGAAGGGGAGUUUGCCAUAAAGGGCUCUGUGUCUUUAAACUGGGAGACUCACCCUUACGGCUAUAAUCUCACAUUGCAGGCUAAAGACAGGGGCACCCCACAGAAAUUCUCAGCUGUCAAGGUUGUCCACAUUAUGAUCAACAAACGGCAAAUAGUGGAAAUUAAAUUUGAGCAGGAGAUGUAUGAUGUUAGUCUGAAUGAAAUUUCACCACCUGGUACGAUUGUAGAGGCCGUUAAAAUCAAACCAGAGCCUGAUGAUGCAGAAUAUAUCCUGACACCUUUUGCAGACUCUGAGUUUUUUCAAAUUAACACCUUAACAGGUGUAAUCUCCACCACUCGCUGGUUCACCCAGGUUACCCAGGAUGUCUUUAAUCUAGAGGUAUUGGAAGUAGAUAGUGAGCUCAAAGCUAAAGUGCGGGUCACUAUUCAGGAUGCUAAUGACAACACACCAACAUUUGCUCAGACCUCUUAUGAGGUUUUUGUCAAUGAGAGUGUACCAGUUGGGACCAGUGUAUUAACCGUUUCUGCAGAGGAUGGGGACAAGGGAGAAAACGGAUAUAUAACUUACAGCAUUUCCAGCCUCCAGCCAUUACCCUUCAAAAUCAACCAGUUUUCUGGUAUCAUCAGUACCACAAAAGAAAUAGACUUUGAAUCCUCAUCAGAGAGCUUUGUGUUUGUUGUCAGAGCAUCUGACUGGGGGUCACCUUACAGGCGAGAGAGUGAAGUCAAUGUAACAAUUCACCUGGAGAAUGUAAAUGAUAACCAGCCAUUGUUUGAGAAGGUAGCAUGCCAGGGGGUGAUCUCUAGGGAUUUCCCAGUAGACGAAGUGAUUACCACAAUGUCUGCAAUUGAUAUAGAUGAGUUAGAACUGGUAAAAUAUAAGAUAAUUUUAGGCAAUGAAUGGGGAUACUUUGACCUUAACCCAGAUUCAGGGGUCCUUACACUGCGACGUCCCCUUGCCACAGCCAGUCCAAAAAAUGGUGUCUUCAGUCUCAAAAUAACUGCCACAGAUGGUGAGAACUUCUCUGAUCCAAUGUUUGUGAACAUCUCUGUUGUUCAUGGGAAAUCUCCUCCCAAAAGUUUCAAUUGCAAAGAGACAAGGGUAGCCCAGAAGUUAGCUGAGAAGUUAUUAAAAAAGUCCAAAGCGAGCACUAAACCCAAAAUUGAGGAAGGCUUUAUUGACCUUUUCUCUGUCAAUCGGCAAACGCCCCAAUUUGACAAAGCUUUUCCCACAGAUAUUUCUGUGGUGGAAGACCUAAAGGUUGGCUCAAGUGUUUUCAAGGUAAAUACCUAUGAUGGAGAUACAGGUUUCAACGGUCAGAUUCUAUAUUCUAUCACAGAUGGUAACACUGACAGCUGUUUUACCAUUGACAUGGAGACUGGCCUUAUUAGUGUCUUUCUCCCCAUGGACAGAGAAAAGAGAGAUCGUUAUCUCCUCAACUUAACUAUCUAUGACCUUGGCCUGCCCCAGAAAACUGCUUGGCGUUUGCUUACUGUCUACAUAGAAGAUGCUAAUGAUAAUGCACCCCAGUUUUUGCAAGAAGGAAGUUACAGAAUUGUCUUACCUGAAAACACUGCCAUAGGUACAGAUGUCAUCCAGGUUGAGGCCACUGACAAAGAUCUUGGACCGAAUGGAGAGAUUGUAUACUCAAUUUUGACCAGCACCACUCAGUUUGGUAUUAACUCUACUAAUGGCAUAGUGUAUGUUGCUGGCCAACUUGACAGGGAGUUUGUCUCUACUUUUAACCUGAAGAUUGAGGCUCGAGACAAGGCAGUGAAAGGGAGCCAGAGAUUUUCUGUGACAUCUUUGAAAAUCAUAUUGGAUGAUGUAAAUGACUGUCCCCCGCUAUUUAUCCCUAAUGUGUACAAAGCCAGGGCUUUGGAAGAUCUCCCAGUCGGAACUGUUGUGGCUUGGUUAGAAACCCAGGAUCCAGAUUUGGGGUUGGGGGGACAAGUCCGCUACUCUUUGGCCAAUGACUACAAUGGAUGGUUUGAGGUAGACAGGACCAGUGGGGCUAUUCGGCUGACAAAAGAGCUGGACUAUGAGACACAGCAGUUCUAUAACCUCACUGUAAGGGCCAAAGACAAAGGAAGGCCUGUAUCUCUUCUCUCUGUCACCUUUGUGGAAGUAGAGGUGGUAGAUGUGAACGAAAACCUCUAUGCUCCAUACUUUUCCCACUUCGCCUUGACAGGAUUAGUUAAAGAAAAUGCCCGGAUGGGAACUACCCUACUCCAAGUCACUGCAAAUGAUGAGGACAGCGGCAGAGAUGGAGAAAUCCAAUACUCUAUUCGUGAUGGGAGUGGGCUUGGACGAUUCGCCAUUGAUGAAGAAACAGGGGUGAUCUACACCACUGACAUGCUGGACCGUGAGACCAAGGACUCCUAUUGGCUGACAGUGUAUGCUAGCGACCAUGGCGUGGUUCCCCAGUUUGCCACUAUCGAGGUGUUUGUCCAGGUGGAGGAUGUCAAUGACAAUGCCCCGUUGACCUCGGAGCCGCUGUACCGACCCUCAGUACCUGAGAACUCUCUACGAGAUGUUUCUGUGAUCCAGAUCCAAGCCCAGGACCCUGAUGCCACACCCCCCACCGCUGCUGACAGGCUCAACUACCGCAUCAUCAGUGGAAACCCACAGAACUUCUUUACCAUCAACCCCCGAACUGGUCUGAUCACCACAACCUCCAGGAAACUGGACCGCGAACAACAAAAUGAACAUGUUUUAGAGGUGUUGGUGUCAGAUGGUGGUCCUAGUCCCAGGCAGAGUACAGUGUGGGUGAUGGUUCAAGUCCUGGAUGAAAAUGACAACAAGCCCACAUUUCCAGAGAAGGUGUACCAGGUCAAACUGCCAGAGAGGGAGCGGAGAAAGAAGGGGGAGCCCAUCUAUCGGGUGUUCGCCUACGACCGCGAUGAUGGGCCCAACAGUGACCUCUCCUACAGCAUCGUGGAUGGUAACGAGGAUGGGAAGUUCUUCAUCGACCCCAAGACAGCAGUGGUAUCAUCACGCAAGGCCUUCACUGCAGGGAAUUAUGAUAUCCUCACUAUCAAAGCAACAGAUAACGGUCGUCCUCAGAAGUCCUCCACGGCUCGCCUCCAUAUUGAGUGGAUCCGUCAACCGCCUCCCUCAACUGUGCCGCUGCUAUUUGAUGAACCUUUCUACAAUUUCACCGUCAUGGAGAAUGACAAGGUGGCUGAGAUCGUGGGAGUGGUCUCCAUGCAGCAGAGCUCUGCCCCCUUGUGGUUUGAUAUCACAGGUUCCAGGUCUUUUCGUGAGAUGUUCUAUAUUCUGCAGGGUGCUUGUGGCAGGAACUGUUCCUCAGAAGGUGGGAACAGUGACAGUGUGUUUGACGCAGAGAAGGCUGUGGGAACCCUCAUCAUCGCCAAGCCUCUGGAUGCUGAGCAGCGCUCCUUUUACAACCUGACGGUGCAGGCCACAGAUGGCACCAACACGGCAUACACACAGGUUCACAUCACUGUUUUGGACAACAACGACAAUGCUCCCAUCUUCUCCCAGCCAACCUAUGAUGUAACCAUUUCUGAGGACACACCACCUGACACAGAGGUGGUCCAGGUUUUGGCAUCUGACCGUGACGAGCAUCACCGGCUGACUUACUCUUUACAGAGCUCCAUAGACCCCAGCAGCAUGCGUUUGUUCCGCAUCCACCCCUCCCUGGGCACUAUCUACACUUCCCAGAGGCUAGACCAUGAGGCCUGUGCCCAGCACAUCCUCACCGUCAUGGUUAAGGACCAAGAGUUCCCCUACAGAAAGAACCUGGCUCGUGUGCUGGUAGAAGUACAAGAUAUAAACGACCACGUACCCAUCUUUACCAGUGCACUGUAUGAAGGCUCAGUCUAUGAGUCAGCGGCAGUGGGAUCAGCUGUAGUCCAGGUCACCGCCCUGGACAAAGACAAAGGCGAGAACGCAGAACUACACUACUUAAUUGAAGCAGGAAACACUGGAAAUGCAUUCUAUAUUGAGCCAGUUUUGGGUAUCAUCACUGUUGCACGUGACCUGGACUUGUCCAGCAUAGGCCAUUAUGUACUCACUGUCAGAGUCACAGAUAAUGGCUCCCCUCUCCUAUCCACCACUACCAUUGUGCGUAUUGCUGUCACCCUCUCUGACAACGCCAGUCCAAAGUUCCCCCAGCCUGAGUACCAAGCUGACGUCACAGAGAAUGCAGUGGUUGGGACCUCCGUCACAACAGUCACUGCAGUCAGCCAGUCCACCCUCACUUAUGAUAUUAAGCAGGGCAACGCUGAUCGUGUAUUCCAGAUUAAUCAAUACAGUGGCGUGAUUACAACUCAAAAGCCUCUAGACUACGAGACAACAGCAUCUUACACCCUCAUAGUCCAGGCUACCAACAUGGCUGGCAUGGCCUCCAAUGCUACCCUUAUGAUCCAGGUAACAGAUCAAAAUGACAACCCACCAGUGUUUCAGCAGCUUCAUUAUCAUGGUAGCAUCAGCGAGGCUGCACCAGUCAACAGUGUGGUCUUAAACUCAGAUAACUCACCUCUAGUAAUCAAGGCCACUGAUGCUGACCGCAACCAGAAUGCCCUAUUAGUAUACCAGAUUGUUGAGGACACUGCAAAAGCGUUCUUUACAGUGGACUCAGGGACUGGCUCCAUCAGAACCAUUGCUAAUCUAGACCAUGAGACAUUUGCUACCUUCCACUUCCAUGUACAUGUGAGGGACAAUGGCAGACCACAGUUGACAGCAGACAGUCCAACUGAAGUCACAAUACAAGUGAUUGACACAAAUGAUUCACCACCUUGCUUCACCCAGAAUGCCUAUGAAACAGUACUGCUUCUUCCCACAUAUGUGGGAGUAGAAGCUCUGCAGGUUUCAGCCAUAGACCCUGACAAAGAUGUCCCCACAGAGCUUACCUACUCUCUAACUGAUGGAGCACUGGGGCAUUUUGCCAUUAAACUUUCUAAUGGUGUCAUAAUUGUCAAAAAUAACAACUUUUCCAAGGAACGUUUCCGUUUCAGCGUCAAAGUCUCAGAUGGGAAAUUUUCCAGCACAGCUCUGGUGACCAUUCUUGUACGAGAAGCUCUAGACUCUGGUCUCAGCUUCACCCAUAGCCUUUACUCAUCCUCUGUUCAAGAGAAUGUAUCAAAUAUCACCAAAGUGGCUGUAGUCAAUGCUGUGGGAAACCGUCUUAAUGAACCCUUGAAGUAUACCUUAUUGAAUGCUGGUACACGCUUUAAAAUGCGUCCAACUUCUGGUGUGAUCCAAACCACGGGUAUACCCUUUGACCGUGAGGAGCAGGAGUUCUAUGAACUGGUUGUUGAGGCAAGAAGGGAGCAUGAUCGUCUGCAUGUGGCUAGAGUUAUGGUUAGAGUCCAGGUGGAGGACAUCAAUGAUAAUGCCCCUGUGUUUGUUGGACUGCCUUAUUACGCAGCUGUCCAAGUAGAAGCUGAACCUGGGUCACCCAUUUUUAGGGUCAUGUCAGUAGAUGGUGACAAAGAGAUUAAUGGAGAGGUGUCUUAUUAUCUCAAGGAUGACCAUGGUCACUUUGAGAUUAACCGUCAAACAGGCAGUCUCAGCCUCAAGAGGCCCUUUGAGUCUGACUUGUCCAAUAUGGAAUACCAGAUGGUGAUAUAUGCCAGAGAUGGUGGUUUUCCACCUCUCUCCUCUACUAUUGAGUUCCCCAUCACUGUAGUCAACAAAGCCAUGCCCGUUUUUGACAAAUCAUUUUAUUCUGUUUCAGUAAAUGAGGAUGUGGCUGUGCACACACCUAUCCUUGGCAUCAAUGCAACUAGUCCAGAAGGUCAGAAUAUCAUCUACACUAUUGUUGAUGGAGAUCUCUCUCUACAGUUUGACAUUGGUUUUGAUACUGGAGUCAUAAGUGUCAUCCACUGCUUGGACUAUGAAGUAGCAUCGUCUUACCACCUGACCAUCAGAGCAACAGACUAUUUGACUGGUGCCCGUGCUGAGGUUGAUGUAGAUGUGUUUAUUCAGGAUGUAAAUGACAACCUACCUAUCUUCCAGAAAAUGUCCUACAGGGUAGUUUUGUCUGAAACAGCCAUGAUUGGAACUCCAGCUCUUCAGGUUAUUGCCACUGACAAAGACUCAGAGAAAAACUGUGUUGUCCGUUACCAGAUCUUCUCAGAUGCACAUAACAGCACAGACUACUUUCACAUUGAUAGUAGCAGUGGACUAAUCUUGACUGCACGUAUGCUAGACCAUGAACUAGUCCAGAAGUAUGACUUCAUCGUCAGGGCUACUGACAAUGGCUUCCCACCAUUGAGUAGUGAAGUGUCAGUCAUAGUUGUGGUGAAUGACAUGAAUGACAAUCCUCCCAUUUUUAAUCAGCUGCUCUAUGAAGCAUAUGUAAGUGAGUUAGCACCAAGGGGUCACUUUGUAACCUGUGUCCAAGCCUCGGAUGCUGAUAGCUCGGAUUUUGACAAGCUGGAAUACAGAAUUUUGUCAGGGAAUGAAAGGAUGAACUUUGUGAUGGACAAGAAGACAGGAAUCAUCACACUGUCCACCGGUGGCCACCGGAAACAAAGAAUGGAGCCUAUCUACAGCCUUAAUGUUUCAGUGUCUGAUGGGGUUUUCACCAGUACUGCACAAGUGCAUGUUAAGGUGUUGGGGGCCAACCUGUAUAGUCCAGUGUUUGGGCAGAAUACAUAUGAGGCAGAGCUGAGAGAGAAUGUUGCUGUGGGAACCAAAGUUAUACAGGUGAAGGCAACUGAUGCAGACCCUGGAGUGUUCGGUCACAUCACUUAUUCCUUUGUUAAUGAUGUGGGCAAGGACCAGUUUAGCAUUGACACAAAUGGUCAAAUCAUCACAGUGGAAAAGCUUGAUCGUGAGGAUCCCACCAAUAAGGACAUAAUUCUGACAGUGGCAGCCCAGGACUCAGGUGGACGUGUUUCUUACUGUACUGUACAGGUUACCCUUUUAGAUGAUAAUGAUAAUGUACCACGUUUCCAUGCCACAGAAUACAGAGCAUCAGUCAAAUCUGAUGUGGCUAAGGGUUUUUUGGUGACGCAGAUUCAGGCUUAUGAUCCUGAUGAUGGCACUAAUGCCAGAGUGAUGUAUUCACUCUACAGUGAGGCACAUGUCCCUGUGGUAGACAUUUUGGAGAUAGACCCUGACAAUGGCUGGAUGGUGACUAAAGGCAGCUUCAGCCACUUGAGGAAUUCAGUGUUAUCUUUUUUUGUGAAAGCUGUUGAUGGAGGCAAUCCAGUUCGCCACUCUCUAGUGUCUGUCUACAUCCAUGUUCUUUCUCCAGAUGCCUUCAUUCCGUCUUUCAGCCAACAUCAGUACUUAUUUAGUAUCCAAGAAGACACCCCCAUAGGAUCAGCCAUAGGGACAAUACGCCUCAACACUAUUCCUGGAUAUGUCUCACGCACUGCUAACUUUGCCCUGGUUAAUGGAGAGACUGGAGCAAACAACCAAGAUGUGGUGUUUGUGAUGGAAAAAGAUACAGGUGUGAUCAAACUUGAUAAGCCCUUGGACCAUGAGAUUAUCAAAGGUUACCACUUCAAAGUCACUGCCACUGUACAACAGGCUAAACUGGAUUCUGUGACUUCUAUUGAUGUUGAGGUCAAAGUUUUGGAUCUAAAUGAUAACAAACCAACCUUUGAGGCCAACUCCUAUGAAGCCACAGUCAUGGAGGGAAUGCCAAUUGGAACCAGAAUCAUUCAAGUCCAAGCUCUAGAUCUGGACUCAGGGGCCAAUGGCCAGGUAACAUACAGUUUGGGGGCAUUCAUUCAGUCAGAAGGGGAUUCAGACACUCUUAUAGGCACCUUCAGCAUCGAUAGCAACACAGGUUGGAUCUCUACCCACAAGGACCUAAACCAUGAAUCCAAUCCAUCCUACACAUUCACAGUGGUAGCCUCAGACCUUGGCGAAACCGUAUCUCUUUCUAGUACCACCACUGUGACAGUGGCGGUAUCAGACAUCAAUGAUAAUCCUCCCAGGUUCCUGGAGCAAAAUUACUUUGGGUCAGUUCAGGAGAGUGACCCACCUGGCGAGGUCGUGGCUGUGCUGAACACCAGAGACGAUGACAGCUCUGCUGUUAACCGACAAGUCAGCUACCACAUCACUGGAGGGAACUAUCGCGGUGUGUUUGCUCUGGGUCUGGUUCAGGGUGAAUGGAAGAUGUAUGUGAAGGGGCCACUGGACAGGGAGGAACGCAACCUCUACAUCAUCAAUGUCACUGCAAGUGAUGGACUCUUUGUUUCCCAGGCAAUGGUGGAGGUGACCGUGAUGGACACCAAUGACAACAGCCCCAUCUGUGACCAGGCUGUAUAUACUGCCUUCGUUCCAGAGAAUCUUCCAGUCAACAGUGUACUACUAAGGGUUGGAGCUACAGAUGCAGAUGUGGGAGUCAGUGCCUGGAUCCAGUACUCCUUACAUGGUCCUGGAUCCCAGGACUUCAGUAUCGAUGCAGACACUGGUGAAGUUAAGUGUUCUGUGACUCUGGACCGGGAGAUGACACCCAACUACCAGCUAGUUGCCCAGGCAACAGAUGGUGGUGGGCGGUGGUGCCAUGCUCAGGUGAAGCUGACAGUGACUGAUGUGAACGACAACCCUCCAAUCUUCACACUGUCACAGUACACCGCCAGUGUCUAUGAGGACACUGCCACCAAAGCCCUGCUCACCCGGAUCCAGGCCAUCGACCCUGAUGAAGCUGGUCCAGGCCGUGUAGUGGUCUACUCUCUGGCAGACUCUGCUGGAGGUUCCUUCUCCAUCGACAAAUCCUCAGGCAUCGUGGCCCUGGAACGCAUCCUCGACCGCGAGGUCCAACCGGCUUAUCAGAUAACAGUCUGUGCGUCUGACCAGGGUUCACCGCUGCCCCUCUCCUCAUUGGUCAAUGUCACGAUCACUGUGCUAGACAUCAAUGACAACCCGCCGGUGUUUGAGCGACGUGAUCAGCUGGCGACAGUGCCUGAGGAUGUGGGAGUAGGCACUGAGGUUCUCAGAGUUUACGCUGCCAGCAAGGACAUUGGGACCAAUGCUGAGAUUACCUACAGUAUUCGAUCAGGCAACGAGCACGGAAAGUUCCAUAUUCACUCACUGACUGGUGCCAUUUCAGUUGCCCAGUCUCUGGACUAUGAGACCUGCAGGGACUACUUCUUGACAGUGGAGGCUCGUGAUGGCGGUAUGCCACCUCUGAGUGCCAUUACUACAGUGAACAUAAACCUAACAGAUGUCAAUGACAAUGCACCCAUGUUCAGCCAUGACCUCUACACUGCAGUGGUGUCAGAGGAUGCCACCAUUGGAGAGUCUGUAAUUCAGUUGGUAGCAGAGGAUGUGGACAGUCAGCUGAAUGGAGCCAUCCUUUAUUCCAUUGUCAGUGGGGACCGAGACAACCAGUUCUUCAUUGACCCACUCAGUGGGGUCAUCAAGGUCAACAAGCAACUGGACCGUGAGACAGUUCCAAGCUACUCUCUGGCCAUCAGAGGCCUAGAUAGUGGAGUUCCACCCAUGUCAUCCACUGUGAUGGUCAACAUAGACAUCUCUGACAUCAACGACAAUUCUCCCACCUUCUCUCCGGCCAACCUCACCACUGUCAUACAGGAAAACAAGCCAAUUGGCACUAGCAUCCUACAGCUGUCUGUCAUCGACCAGGACUCCUCCCAUAAUGGCCCACCUUUUGAAUUCUACAUUCUGUCUGGAAACGAAGGAGGAGAGUUUGUGCUGGAGAAAGAUGGAACACUGGUGGCCAACCAGGUGUUCAGGAGGGACCUGGCAACUGAAUAUGCCAUUCAGAUACAGGUGACAGACUCUGGGAAGCCACGUUUGUCCUCCUCCUCCAUGCUUACAGUCAGGGUGAUUGAGGAGAGCCUGCACCGCCCAGUGGCUCUGCCACUAGAGGUGCAUAUUGUCACCAUGGAGGACGAGUUUCCUGGUGGUGUGAUUGGCCAGUUGCAUGCCACUGAUGCCGACCCGUAUGAUGCAUUGACCUUUGGCCAUGCCCCCCCAGCCCAACGCAGUCUUUUUAAGAUCAGUCCUCGUGAUGGAAAGAUCAUUGCCCUUGGAGGGUUGGAUGCAGGCAGAUACUCCCUUAAUGCCAGCGUUAGUGAUGGCCGCUUUGCUGUGCCUGUGUCUGUAAGCGUGCAUGUGGAGCAGGCGACCCCAGAGAUGCUGCGUGAGGCAGUGACAGUGCGCUUUGAGAGCGUCAUGCCACAAGACUUUGUAGCGUUGCACCUGAAAAGUGUGUUGAAGGUUUUGCAGCAGGCUGCUGCCUCACAACAGCAGGACACGCUGCACCUGCUCAGUCUGCAACCAGUUGGUGGGACAAAACAACUGGACAUGCUUGUAGCUGUGGAAACAGCUGGGGGCGGGUACUACAAGGCAGCCUACCUUACCCAGAAACUCAGUGCGUCACGGCGGCGGCUGGAGGAGGUCCUCAGAGUGUCAGCUAUUCUGGAUAAGAACUGCUCAGGGCUGGAUUGUCGCGGGGCACAGUGUGAGCAGAGCAUCAUCCUGGACUCACAUAACCUGGCAACAUACAGCACACCGAGGGUCAGCUUCGUCUCACCACGCUUCCACCGAACCUCACGCUGCACAUGCACUGAUGCCAGCUGUGCUGUCCUGUCAGAACACUGUGAAGACCAGCCUUGUCCAGCAGACAUGCAGUGUGUUUCAAUUGAGGCCACCAGAGGGCGCUAUGCUUGCCAGUGUCCACCUGGCAAACUGGGAGAAUGUGCAGGCCAUUCAUCUUUGAGUUUCUCAGGAAACAGCUAUAUCAAGUAUCAGCUGUCUGACCGUCUGCAGACGGAGCUGAAGCUCAGUUUAAGGAUUAGAACGCUGCAGAGCCGAGGAAUCAUCAUGUACACACACACUGAUCCCUGUACCGUCCUCAAGUUGGAGGAGGGGAAGCUGUGGUUCCAGCUGGCCUGUGGACUUGGCAGCGUUGGGGGAGGUGGUGACAGUCCCGACAUGUUGGGUAUCUCCGGCCGUCGUAUCAAUGAUGGCAGCUGGCACACAGUGGCGCUGGAGCUGAACCGCAACUUCAGCAGCUUGGCACUGGAUGACAGUUACAUAGAACAACGGCGUGGACCUCCCUUCAUACAGCCUCUCGCUCCAGACAGAACCAUCUACUUUGGGGCACUGGUGCAGCAAUCCAACUGGCGCAGCCUCAUGGACUCCCAGAAGGACCCACGGGUGCUUGAGGGAUUUCAGGGCUGCCUGGACUCAGUCAUGCUGAAUAACAACGAGCUGCCGCUGCAGAACAAGCGCUCACGCUACGCUGAGGUGGUAGGACUGACAGAGUUGAAACUGGGGUGUAUCCUCUAUCCUGACGCUUGCCUGCAGCAGCCUUGCCGCAAUGGAGCCACCUGCACCAGCCUGCCCUCUGGUGGAUUCUUCUGCAGCUGUAACCCCCAGUACACUGGAGGGCGCUGUGAGGUGGAGAUAACUGCGUGUGUCCCCAACCCAUGUCAGAAUGGCGGUGUGUGUAAGGCCAUUGGCAAUGCCUUCCUCUGCAGCUGCAGGAGAGGCUUCAAGGGUUUGACCUGUGAGGAAGAUGUGAACGAAUGUGACCACAGCAAUCCAGAGGGUGAGUGUGAGAACGGCGGCAUCUGUGUCAACACUCAUGGUUCCUUCUACUGUAACUGCACAGUAGGCUUUGUGGGCCAGCGCUGCAGCCUACGACCCGUUGUUGUCCCUGACAUGCAGGCGGGCCAUGCUGUGGUCGGUAAAGAGGAGCUUAUUGGCAUUGCUGUGGUGCUUUUUGUCAUCAUCACCCUCAUCAUCCUCUUCAUCGCUUUCCGCAAGAAGGUCUUCCAGAAGAACUACUCGCGGAACAAUCUUUCUCUGGUCCAGGACCCUGCCACAGCAGCCCUCCUCAACAAGGCCAAUGGUGUUCAAUUUAAGACCCUGCACUGCACACCUGGAGACCCUCUGAACCUGUACUCAGAGCCAGGCCUAGGGCCCACAGUGGUGGGAGGAGGUGGGAUGAUGGGACCCCCACAGGUGCCUGUGAGGCCCAUGGCAUACACACCCUGUUUCCAAGGAGACCCACGGUCCACGCUAGAGAAGAUGGUGGAUGGGCGCACUGUGGAGCAUACAGAGAUGAGCACCUUUCACCCAGAGUCACCAAGGAUCUUGUCGGGUACCACCAGGAGAGGGGUGGUGGUGUGCAGCGUGGCCCCCAAUCUGCCCCCAGUGUCACCAUGUCGCUCAGACUGUGACUCCAUACGCAAGAGUCCAUGGGACAGUGAUGAUGGCAAGAUGGUUGACAUGGCAGAAGAAGUAACAUGUUUCUCAGGGAGCAACAAAGGAAGUAACUCAGAGGUCCAAUCACUGAGCUCUUUCCAGUCUGACUCCUGUGAUGACAAUGCCUCCAUAGUGACCGUCAUUCGACUGGUCAAUGAUGCAGUCGACACAAUCGAAAGUGAAGUGUCAGUCAUGGACCAAAGUCAAACCUACAAUAGAGCAUAUCACUGGGACACUUCAGACUGGAUGCCAAGCACCAGGCUCUCGGACAUUGAGGAGGUGCCGGCCUAUGAGGCAGGUCCUGGAAGGGAUGUAGCAGGCUCAGCCCCCCGCCUUGGAGGAAGCACUCGUGAACUGGAGUCAGAUUACUACCUGGGGGGCUAUGACAUCGACAGUGACUAUCCCCCUCCCCACGAAGAAGAGUUCUUGAGCCAAGACCAGUUGCCUCCUCCAUUGCCCACUGGUGAGGACUAUCCAGAGCCCUACACACCACUACUUGCCAACCCGCCACUUUCCAAGGAGAGCACCUUGAGCUCUGGCAGCAGUGGACAUCAGAAUGCCAGGCCACACUUCCACCCUAGCCAGUACCUGCCUCCCCACCAGCUGACUCUUGGGGAAGUGCCGCAUGGGGACUUCAGCACUUCAACAAGUGAGAUAAGCCCAGGAAAUGGGGGCACUGAGGACUCUGUGUCACUAAAUAUGCGACUCUCUGUUGGCGCUUCAUCAGCCUCAGACGUGUCAGCCCCCUGUGGGCUGGAAGACUCUGAACAUGGUAGUGAUUUUGACAGUAUGGACGAGCUACGUCGGGGGGUGACCAUCAUCACUGAUUCACAGCAACAGACUGAGGUGUGAUUGACUGACCUGUAUAGAUGCCAGAGGAGGUAUAAUGGACCAGAAGGGGCAUAACAUUGGUGCAGAUGGAUGCACAGA